This is a messenger RNA of Nothobranchius furzeri (turquoise killifish), 5666 nucleotides long. The record is from RefSeq and is a predicted model, not a curated record. NCBI's taxonomy places the organism in Eukaryota, Metazoa, Chordata, Actinopteri, Cyprinodontiformes, Nothobranchiidae.
ACAACUGCAGCACCAACAACCACAACUGCAGCACAGACAACUUCCACUUCAGCACAAACCACCACAACCGCAGCACCAACAACCACAUCUGCAGAUACUACAACCACAACUGCAGCACCAACGACCACAACUGAAGCACCUACAACUACAACUGCAGCACCAACAACCACAACUACAGCACAUACAACUUCCACUUCAGCACAAACUACCAAAACCGCAGCAACAACAACAACCACAACUGCAGCACCUACAACCACAACUGCAGCACCAACGACCGCAACUGAAGCACCUACAACCACAACUGCAGCACCAACAACCCCAACUGCAGCACAUACAAUUACCACUUCAGCACAAACCACCACAACCGCAGAACCAACAACCACAACUGCAGCAUCAACAACCACGACUGCAGCACCUACAACCACAACUGCCCCACCUACAACCACAACUGCAGCACCAACAACCGCAACUAAAGCACCUACAACCACAACUGCAGCACCAACAACCACAACUGCUGCACAUACAACUUCCACUUCAGCACAAACCACCACAACCGCAACACCAACAACCACAACUGCAGCACCUACAACCACAACUGCUGCACCUACAACCACAAUUGCAGCACCUACAACCACAACUGCAGCACCAACAACCACAACUGCGGCACCUACCACCACAACUGCAGCACCAACAACCACAACUACAGCACAUACAACUUCCACUUCAGCACAAACCAAAACAUCGGCAGCACCAACAACCACAACUGCAGCACAUACAACUACCACUUCAGCACAAACCACAACAACUGCAGCACCAACAACCACAACUGCAGCAUCAACAACCACAACUGAAGCACCAACAACCACAACUGCAGCACCGACAACCACAACUGCAGCAUCGACAACCACAACUUCAGAAUCGACAACCACACCUGCAGCAUCAAUAACUGUAGCACCAACAACAGCACCAACAACCAAAACUGCAGCACCUACAACCACAACUGCAGAACCUACAACCACAACUGCAGCACCUACAACCACAACUGCAACACCUACAACCACAAAUGCAGCACCUACAACCACAACUGCAGCACCAACAACCGCAACUGAAGCACCUACAACCACAACUGCAGCACCAACAACCACAACUGCAGCCCAUACGACUACCACUUCAGCACAAACCACCACAACUGCAAUACCUACAACCACAACUGCAGCACCUACAACCACAAUUGCAGCACCAACAACCACAACUGCAGCACAUACAACAACCACUUCAGCACAAACCACCACAACUGCAGCUCAUACAACUUCCACUUCAGCACAAACCACCACAACCGCAGCACAAACCACCACAACCGCAGCACAAACCACCACAACCGCAGCACCAACAACCACAACUGCAGCACCUACAACCACAACUGCAGCACCUACAACCACAACUGCAGUACCUACAACGACAACUGCAGCACCUACAACCACAACUGAAGCACCAACAAACGCAACUGAAGCACCUACAACCACAACUGCAGCACCAACAACCACAACUGCAGCACAUACAUCUACCACUUCAGCACAAUCCACCACAACCGCAGCACCAACAACCACUACCGCAGCACAUACAACUACCACUUUAGCACAAUCCACCACAGCCGCAGCACCAACAACCACAACUGCAGCAGCUACAACCACAACUGCAGCACCUACAACCACAAUUGCAGCACCUACAACCACAACUGCAGCACCAACAACCACAACUGAAGAACCUACCACCACAACUGCAGCACGAACAACCACAACUGAAGCACCUACCACCACAACUGCAGCACCAACAACCACAACUGCAGCACCAACAACCACAACUGCAGCACCAACGACCGUAACUGAAGCACCUACAACCACAACUGCAGCACCAACAACCACAACUGCAGCACAUACAACUACCACUUCAGCACAAACCACCACAACCGCAGCACCAACAACCACAACUGCAGCAUCAACAACCAUAACUGCAGCACCAACAACCACAACUGCAGCACCGACAACCACAACUGCAGCACCGACAACCACAACUGCAGAACCUACAACCACAACUGCAGCACCUACGACCACAACUGCAGCACCAACAACCGCAACUGAAGCACCUAUAACCACAACUUUAGUACCAACAACCACAACUGCAGCACAUACAACUACCACCUCAGCACAAACCACCACAACCGCAGCUCGUACAACUUCCACUUCAGCACAAACCACCACAACCGCAGCACAAACCACCACAACCGCAGCACCAACAACCACAACUUUAGCACUUACAACCACAACUGCAGCACCUACAACCACAACUGCAGAACCUACAACCACAACUGCAGCACCUACAACCACAACUGAAGCACCAACAAACGCAACUGAAGCACCUACAACCACAACUGCAGCACCAACAACCACAACUGCAGCACAUACAACUACCACUUCAGCAGAAGCCACCACAACCGCAGCACCAACAACCACUACCGCAGCACAUACAACUACCACUUCAGCACAAACCACCACAGCCGCAGCACCAACAACCACAACUGCAGCAGCUACAACCACAACUGCAGCACCUACAAUCACAAUUGCAGCACCUACAACCACAACUGCAGCACCAACAACCACAACUGAAGAACCUACCACCACAACUGCAGCACCAACAACCACAACUGCUGCACCAACAACCACAACUGCAGCACAUACAACUACCACUUCAGCACAAACCACCACAACCACAGCACCAACAACCACAACUGCAGCAUCAACAACCACAUAUUUUCCACCAACAACAACAACUGCAGUGCCAACAACCAAAACUGAAGCACCAAUAACAGCAACUGCAUUACAAACAACCACUACUUCAGCACCUACAACCACAACUGCAGCACCUACAACCACAACUGCAGCACUUACAACCACAACUGCAGCACCAACAACCGCAACUGAAGCACCUAUAACCAUAACUGCAGCACAUUCAACUACCACUUCAGCACAAACCACCACAACCGCAGCACCAACAACCACAACUGCAGCACCUACAACCACAACUGCAGCACCUACAACCACAACUGCAUUACCUACAACCACAUCUGCAGCACCAACAACCGCAACUGGAGCACCUACAGCCACAACUGCAGCACCAACAACCACAACUGCAGCACAUACAACUACCACUUCAGCACAAACCACCACAACCGCAGCACCAACAACCACAACUGUAGCACCUACAACCACGGCUAGAGCACUUAUAGCCACAGCUGCCACACCAACAACAUUGUCCGCAACUACAACUUCAGCACCCAUAACUAAAACCGCACCAACGACUACAAUUGCUGCAUCUACAAUCACAACCGCAGCACCAGCAACCACAACUGCAGAAUCCGCAACCCCAACUACAGCACCCGCAACCACCACAGCAGCACCUACAACCACACUUUUAGCACCAAGAACCACAUCUACAGCACCAACAACUACUUUUGCAUUAUCUACAACCUCAACAGCUGAACCAACAACCGAAAUUGCAGCACCCACAACCACAUAUUCAGCACCAACAACCACAUUUGCAACGCUAACGAUCACAAAACAAACACCUACAACUUCAGCACUGAGAACUAUAACAGCACCAACAACUACAUCUGCAGCACCAACGACUACAACUGCAGAGUCUAUAUCCACAACCUCAGCCCCAACAACUACACCAUUAACCACAACAAAAACUACCACAACUGCAUCACUGACAACCACAAUUGCAGCACCACAAACAACAACCACAGCACCAACAACCACAAAAGCAGCACCUACAAUCACAACGUCACCCCCCACAACUUUAACUGCAGCAGAAAUAGCCACAUUCACAGCACCAACAAUCAAUACUGUGGAACCAACUAACACAACUGCAGCAUCCACAAUCAAAACUGUGGAACCAACAACAACAACUGCAGCCUCCACAAUCACAACUGCAGCACCAACAAUAACAACAAUCACAGAAGCACCUACAACCACAACUGUAGCAUCAACAACAACAUCAACAACUACAACUUCACCUCCCACAACUAUAACUGUUGAACCAACAACUACAACUGCAGCAUCAACAACUAAAGCUGUGGAGCCCACAACAGCAGCACCAGCAGCAACAACCACAGCACCUACAACCACAGCUGCUGCACCAACUACCAUAUCAUCAACAACUACAACUGUUGCACAGACAACUACAACACCAGCACCUAAAACCACAUCAUUAACCACAAAUGCAACACAUAAAACCACACCUGCAACACCACAAACAACAACCACACCUGCAACACUACAAACAACCACAGCCUCAACAAGCACAAGCACAACAUCAACAACUACUACACCAACAACAAAAACUACAACCACAACACAAAAAACCACAAUGUCAACAACUACUACACCAACAACAAAAACUACAACCACAACACAAAAAACCACAACAUCAACAACUUCUACGCCAGCAACAAAGACUACAACCCCUAUACCAAAAACUACAACAAGGAAAACCACAACAUCAACAACUACUACUCCAACAACAAAAACUACAACCACAACACAAAAAACCACAAUGUCAACAACGUCUGCACCAGCAACAAAAACUACAACCACUACACAAAAAAGCACAACAUCAACAACUUCUACACCAGCAACAAAGACUACAACCCCUACACCAAAAACUGCAACAGGGAAAACCACAACACCAACAACUACUACACCAACAACAAAAACUACAACCACAACACAAAAAACCACAAUGUCAACAACUAGUACACCAACAACAAAAACCUCAACCACAACACAAAAAACCACAAUGUCAACAACUUCUACACCAGCAACAAAGACUACAACCCCUACACCAAAAACUACAACAGGGAAAACCACAACACCAACAACUACUACACCAACAACAAAAACUACAACCACAACACAAAAAACCACAAUGUCAACAACUAGUACACCAACAACAAAAACCUCAACCACAACACAAAAAACCACAAUGUCAACAACUUCUACACCAGCAACAAAAACUACAACCACUACACAAAAAACAACUACUACACCAGCAACUAAAACUACAACCGCUACAUCAACAUUUACAACAGCAAAAACUAAAACUACAACCACUGUACCAAUAACCGUAGUACAUCCAACCACCACCUCUACUACCUCUAGUGGUGCAACUACACUCAGGUUGACCAUGUUCCACAUGCUUCUUGGACUGUUUAUUUUUCUCUUCUAAUUUGUUGCUUCACUAAGAUGAUAGACUAUAUUGUGUGCUUUACAAACUACAGAUCACAUGCAUAGCAACUAGUGUUUGAUUGUUCACACAAAGAUUUAUUUAUGUCCAUAAGUUAUUUAAAGCUAAUAUUUAUUUUGGGUAGGUUUUCAAAGGAAGAUAUUUAUAAAUGAAGGAAACUAUUUAACAGAUGCUAUGUAAUUUUGUAUUUAUAUUUCACUUUGCAUUUCUUCAAUCUAAAAUAACCAAAUUUUUCAUUGUUAAACAAAAACAAUAUUCUGACUCUUGUUUCUGUUAUAUAUAAAAUGUUUAUGUAAAAAUAAUUUGCUCAUUAGCUCUUGGAUGUGCUAUCAUGUUUCUGUAUUCAAAGGAAUUAUAAUUUU